AUGCAAUCUCUCAUUUCACUGCUCCUGCUACUGCUCAGUAUCACUGCUCUCGCCGCAUCCUUCCGUCUUCGACAAGAGGAUGAGGCGGAGCUGAUGGAUCUCGCCAAAUCGACGUCAACUGACCUGACAGAGGACAGCGUCGAGGAGGGGUAGGUGCUGGCACCUGCACGAAUUCCCGUGAAGCCGAUUGUGCGAGGUGCCUGGGAGUUGGCGAAGAGGCAUGGACCGAGAAUUGUGAACGGCGCCAAACGUGCCAUCGGUGCCGGUGUGCGGAAAGCGAAGGAGGUGGGUGGGAAGAUUGUGCGGGGUGCAAAGAGGGCAGGCAAGGCAGUGUGGGAAAGGCUGAGCGUUCCCGUCGAAUGGCCCUCCGACGAUGACGACGACUGAUACUCAGACGAUCAUCAAUGCCUUGGAUUUACCAAAUAUUCAGAAAUAUUAUACUGUACCUUUUUGCCAUUUGUCACAUUUAUAAUGCUAUUUUUAUAAAAUUUGUUUUUUUGGGAAUACGUGCAGGGAUGGGUGUGUCGAGGCAGGCAUAUACUCCUGUGCAAUAAUCUAAGCAUUCUACGAUAGGAUAGCAGAAAACCUCACACAUUUAAGGAAGUUGGAAAACUACACCAUAUGAUCAGUACAUGCGUGAAAGAUGCGUCCAUCUCCUACAUAUCGGGCUUUAGAUCGCAAUAACUUACUCCUAUUUCUUCAAGGGCAUAGUCUUUUUCUCAAACUUGGUAGCAUCGGUGAUUAAGUGGUUCGGGUUUUAUACGCAGGAGUGAUUGGUGACCCCGCAAAGCUCGCCAUAAUAUAUAUUUCGGGAAUUGAGCCCCCAGUGUCCACGCCGGCCUAAUAACUGAUGCUGAGAUCUAGAUGCGCGUCACCUACUGUCUUCAUAAUACCGGAGUGCACGUGCCCUUGUAUGGGAGAAUUUUGCAAAUAUUGCGUACACUGCUGUCCUUCAGGAACCUGACCAUUUAACCGUCCAUGGUGUUCACCAUUCUUCCAUAGCAGGCUGCGAAAAGCACGGCAACUUGCGCGUAAGUUAGUUUGAAGUUAAAUGAAACUUGCUCAGCUUCUAACGCACCCCCUACUCCCCCUCGCUUGCCAGAGCUCGGUGUCAAAACAUAGUUAAGAAGACCGGAAUUUUCAGAAACUUCCUACUUGUUCUACUUCCCUUUUUGUAUAUAUAUUUAUAUAUACUAUUUUUAUAACAUGGACUUUUGAAAGGAAGACUUCUUGAAAUGAAGUGUUUUGAGGUAUGCCUACGCUCCUGUCUGAUAAUUCCAGAUAUCCAGGCAUUUGCUAUGAGUGUGCAUUCACGAUAAUGCAUUCCAGAACUCCAUAGACCCAUAUUUAGGUCCAAAACGUCUUCCGCGUGGCAGGUUUUAGAGGCACAGUGAACUACGACUUGAGCCUGAGCCCAGGAGGCGUGCCAUCGCACACCGCAUGUGUGGCAUUUGUUGUAUGUGCGAACCCAACAUGCUGCUUGUCUGUUCAUUCACAGUGCAGCCCCUUGCAGGGACGCAUCAGUACAAAUUCCUUCGCACAAAAUCUAGCUCUGUUAAGCAAACCAAAUGGGGUUCGUAAAAGUAAGCAGUGGAUUUGAGGCAUGUUGUUAACUUUACAGGUCACAUUCGAAAAUGCAGAUACAUGACGUUUUACGAACGGCCAUUUCUUGGUCUUAAAAAACUCACGAGUAGAAACUCUUUUUCACACGGAAUUAUGUCCUUCUGUCGAGGAUGAAAUUGUAAGAAGACGUGUUUUUAUGGAAUAAGUAAGAGAAAGAAUAUAUCUAUCAUGUUAUCCAUGAAAUAUAGUUGAAUUUUCAAGGGCAUUGAAAAUCAAUGAGAAAAUUGCAUGCUAUAUAAGUAGUCAUUUUUUGCCGAAUGAAGUCCUUUCAUGCAGCCGGGAAGAGGUUCAUCCGAAAGCCGACACCCUGAGGUAACCGGAUCAUUAUAGAAUUAUGCUGCAUGAUGAUAACUUUUACAACCCUUAUUAAUUAAUCUUUUCGAAGCAAGAACGCAGUUCGAAGUUUCGGUUGACAUUUCAUGCGUUAGCCAAACUACUGUGAGUGCGCAUCCUAUAUAACGCCUGUCAGUUAAUCCACAGCGCGGCCCCUUGUAGAGGCGCAUCAGUACAAAUUCCUUCACACAAAAUCUGGCUGUGUUAAGCAAACUGUAUGACGCAGACUGUAGAUGCUGACUUCAGUCGAUGAAUCGUACGAAGGGUAUCAUUGGGCGCAUAGCAUGCACCGUUCGACACUCCGCCCUGAUGUGAGCCGACCCACAAACGGCUAUAUGAUGAUCACCACCACAAACUUUGGCUGUGCGAUGGGAGAUGCGCCAUUUCCUUCAGGCUGCUAUACGCCAUUCCAGUAAGGCUGCAUCCAUCGCACGUAGAAGUACGUGAAUAGGCAAAAACAUGGGAAUCAAGUGGAAUGGUUGAACACACUGCGACACACUCGAAAAAGUAAGUUGAGAAGACGAAUAAGGAAACACAAGUGUAGCUUAUCGUCAUUAAUAAAUAUUCGUCAAACGAGACUACCACCAUGAAGAUUAAAGGAAAUUCUCCGGAGUGUACGUUCGUGAGAUUACAAUUUCUAGGCAAUGUGUACUUUAGCAAUGCCUUAGAGCCAUUUUGAAAAAUCAGUUCGUCACACAUGUAGUUACACGGGUAAAUGGAGGAUUGACUUUGGGUCUCUACUGAAUAAACUUCAUAAGUAAAAAAUGAAGGGGUACCCUAACGAGUGCUUGAUUCCUGCACUAUGAAUGUACUCCGCAUUUGAGGAAGCUGACGAACCACCUGAACGCGAACAUGUAGGCAUCUAAGAUAAUUCCCAAAAUAGACGCGGACAUGCGAUCAUGCGGUAAGUGAGAAAUUCCACGCCCAACUGCCCGAAGUCCACCGAGUAAUAUUCAUCGCAACGGUACCGAAAGAACCCAACUUGCAUGUCAUCCGGUCAUCCGUCUGCUGAGAAAAACAGACAUGAUCAUUGAUUCUUUUGGAUAACUGAUAUAAUUCCACGAAGGUUUCUUAAAAAUACAUUAAGGGUCACUGGGUUGACAGACUCCUCAUCUCCUCUUCUUCUUGUCCUUCUUCUUCGGCCAUUCCAGCGGGAUGCUGACUUGGCGCCACACGGCUCUGCCGGCCCUCUUGGCACCCGCCCAGACCUUCCGACCAACCUCUCCGGCCUUUCGCGCACCGGCUGCGAUUGCGCGCCUAGCACCACGAACAAGCCGUGGGCCAUGGCGUUGGACGGCACGUAUUACGCCCCGCACAACUGGUCUCAGUGAAAUCCGCGCUGCGGCCAGGACCUCGUCGCCGUGCAGCUGGGAUUCCUCCAACUCCUCCUCCUCCGCUGUCGUGGUGCUCACCUCAUUCACCAGCUGGUCGAGGUGUGUUGCGUCUUGCGGCUGAAGGGAAGCCGCUAAAACAGUCAGUCCAAGGAGACAGAAAAGCACCACCGGAGACUGCAUGCUGUGCUAUGCACGAACGAUGCUUGCGGACGUUUAUAUAGCGGGGCAGAGGACUGAGACUACCGUCAGUGAUCGCAUUUACGGGGGCGUAGACUGCCAUGAAGUAGAGAGGCGUUUGUUUACUAGGUUCGGAGGCGGUCGAAGUCCUGACAUGUGUACCCGAGUAUGCCACGUGCUGGGAAUGAACGGUUAUACUCUCGUCUAGCACGACCAGUUCAGCUACCAUUCCAGCAGAAGUUGAAAGCGAUAAGUUUGAGGCGAAUGGAUUAUACCAAAAGAUGGGAUUAUUGGUUAGGCUGUGAGAGAAGUGAAGUUUACCGUUUCAUGUAAAACUGAUUUUAACGAAAGCAGCCGAUCUAAAUAGUGAAGAGCGUAUUUGUUUUUCAACUGAUUACUCGCCCUGAGGAUGAGGCUGCUAAACGUGCAGAGUUGAAACGUGUUCUUAUGUUAUUAUGUGUUCGGUGAAGAUUUUAAUAAGCAAACAUAUCCAAAGUUCCUGGAUUUAUUGUUAAAAUUACUGACUGCAUUUCUUUAGCUAAGGGAUUGAUCGCUGCACUUCGCGAAGAAAAGCUGCUGAAUCGAAAUAUAUUCGAAGGGUUCUUUGAGAGAAUGUCUGCCAGCGCAAAUUCGUCAGACGCUGCACAUGUUAGGGGCUCGGAAUCCACUCAACCGCCCUCUCACAACACGCAGGUUAUCAUAGUUGUAGAGAUCGGAAGCAGCUUCCAGCCAGAUGUCACAAGGUAGAAAGAGCCGCCGUCCCGUCAGAGAAUGACGUUUACUAGAUCCGUUACUGUUGAGGACAAACCAUCGCCAUCGGAGAAAUUGGACGAUAAUUGCGAAAGCGAAUAGCAGAUAAUGCAACAUCAGUGAGGUGGAAAAACGUCAACUACUACAUUGCAGCUAAUUCAAGAGGAAGAGUGUCCACAAACAUGAAAAUCAUUCAUUCCUACAUUCUGUUUCCUCUUUUUUGUGCAUCCAUGUCGCAGGCUGUGACUCUGAGGCGCUGGUCACCACGUCCACCCACGCGCUAGUGCGCGGUUUGCUGAUAUGAUUGGCAUACGCACGCACACACUGCGCUGGUCGCGGUUGCACGCCUAUAUAAACGGACGCCCCGUCCAGAUCAGGACAUCAACAUGCAAUCACUCACUUCACUGUUCCUCCUACUGCUACUCAGUCUAACUGCACUCGCCGCCUCCUUCCAUCUUCGGCAAGAGGAUGAGGCGCAGCUGAUGGAUCUCGCCAAAUCGACAUCGACUGACCUGACAGAGGAGAACGCCGAGGAGGAGGAGGUGUUGGCACCGGCACGAAUUCCCGUGAAGCCGAUAGUACGAGGUGCCUGGGAGUUGGCGAAGAGGCACGGACCGAGAAUUGUGAACGGUGCCAAACGCGCCAUCGGUGCCGGUGUGCGGAAAGCGAAGGAGGUUGGUGGGAAGAUUGUGCGGGGUGCGAAGAGGGCGGGCAAGGCGGUGUGGGAGAGGCUGAGCGUCCCCGUCGAAUGGCCCUCCUACGAUGACGACGACUGA
Spirometra erinaceieuropaei is the source of this 4993-nucleotide messenger RNA. Lineage: Eukaryota; Metazoa; Platyhelminthes; Cestoda; Diphyllobothriidea; Diphyllobothriidae. The record is from the annotation of a GenBank genome assembly.